AUGCAGUGGCGAGUUUGGACUGUCGUUCUUGUCACCAUAGCAACCCUCUGUGGAGCCCAGAGCCCACCAUCAGUGCAGGACAAGUUCUUCGCGCAGUACGUCCUCGACAGGAGUACCCUCGUGCUCAAACGCAAGGUCUUCAUCUACCGCAACGAGCUCUACACACCCUGGUCGGAAUGGGGCAACUGCUCCACCCGGGACUGCACCGAGUUCCGCUACCGACAAUGUCUCAACGACUCCUACGAGGAUAGGAUCACGAACCUCUUGAAGACAAACAGUUGUCCCUUCCAGUUUGUCGCGGAGACUCGACGCUGCCUAAACGAUACGGCAUGCAAAAGCGACGGUCCUUCGAAGAUUUUGCUGAACCAAGCAAGCACUUGUGGAAUUCGGCCCAAUGCCAAACGAAGUCGCAUUUUGACAAAGAUUCUUGGGGGAAAAGAAGCUCGACCUCAUAGCUGGCCUUGGCAGGCUGCGCUUUAUGUAAGUCCAAUAGAAAGCGGUGGCCGUUUGUCGCGAUCAACAGUUGUUGAAUCUCCAUUCUGCGGUGCCACGCUGAUCGCUCCCAAUUGGCUCAUCACAGCGGCUCACUGUCUAAGUGAACUCGUGCCCUACAAGAGCCUCCCCGUGGGUCAGUUGUUCUCCGUGGAAGAGGAGGUGGAACAGACAAUAAGUGCUCGAGUUGGCGACCAUGUGAGGGGUCGAAGUGAUGGCCCGCAGGAGGUCUCGCGCAUUGUGGAAAUGGCAAUUAUUCACCCUGAUUACCGCCGCGGAUUCUCGGACCACGGAUUCGACGUGGCGCUCCUAAAGAUUGAUGAACCGGUUGAAUUUGGCGACAAGGUGGGCUCCAUCUGUGUGCCAGACCGGAAGCUGAACCUGCCAGAGGGUCACGUGUGCUACGCUGCAGGCUGGGGCGAGACUUUGUCUGACCACUCGGUCGUUCCGCAGUCCUUCGGCCUCAUCGAUCUAUUAUCCAGCGGGUUCUUUCCGCAGCCCUUCGGGCUGGGCCAUUUCUCCUCAUUCAACAGACGACGCAGGGGUCCGAAACAGCCGCUUCGACUACUCGAGGUGGACUUGCGACUUGUGCCGUUGUCGAAGUGUCGCAGAACGUUUAGGAAUUUGCGCGAGUGGGUCCACGUCUGUGCUGGCGAGAAAGGAAAGGACACCUGCCGUGGCGACAGCGGUGGAGGCCUCUUCUGCCAAAACCCCAAAGACGGUCGCUGGUACAUCUACGGGGUGACGAGUUUCGGGUCAGGUCGGGGUUGCGGCAAGCACUAUGGUGUGUACGCCUGCACUCGCGGCAUCUCCGAGUGGAUUCACGAAAGCGUUCAGUAG
Molecule: messenger RNA, 1332 nt
Organism: Mesocestoides corti
Lineage: Eukaryota; Metazoa; Platyhelminthes; Cestoda; Cyclophyllidea; Mesocestoididae
Source: the annotation of a GenBank genome assembly